AGACAGAGAUAACGUCAGUCAAGCACUGAAAGGAGUAAAAUCAAGAAUCAAACAAGUCCAUCCUCUGAGCUCAAAAUGGCACCAUUCACCAUUGCAGUUUCAUCAUGUGCAUUAUUUAGACAAGAUAAUUCCCCAGGAGUUGCUUUUCCAUUAAUCAAGGCACUUAAGAUGGUGAAUCAACGUUUGAGGGAGAUGGAUCCAGCCGUUGAGGAGCCGUUUAAAAUAGUGUUGAUAGCUACGUGUAACAACAUGGAUGACCUCAAAAAGAGAAUUGACCACUAUAUCUGUGCAGAUCUAAAAAUUGAGAUUGUGAGAUUGGAAAAACCCAUCCUAAAACACCUUGAGGAGAUCAAGCCUGUUCUCUUCCUUUCCACAAACGAACAGAAUGUGAGAGAGGCCAUCAGUGCAGAAUACGGAGCAGCCACUAUGUUCCAGAGAGAUUACCAUGAGUACAGGGAUGAAGUGUUACGUGUGGCCUUUGAUGGUGAUGGAGUCCUGUUUUCAGAUGAGUCAGAGAAAGUCUACGCAGAGAAAGGUCUAGAGGCUUUCUUUCAAAAUGAGCGUGAUAAUGAGGCCACACCUUUGGCACUGGGUCCUUUAAGUGAGUUUUUUAAAGCUUUGGAAGGUCUCCAGAAGAGACACCAAAAGAUUCCAAUUCGUACCUACUUGGUAACAUCACGCGGCUCAUCAAGUCCUGGAAUCAGAGCCCUAAAGACUCUUCAGAAGAACAAUCUGGAGAUAAAUGAGGCAUUCUUUCUGAGUGGUGCCCCUAAAGGGCCUGUGCUGAAAGCAAUCAAUCCUCACAUUUUCUUUGAUGACCAGAUGACACAUGUUGAAGGAGCCCUUCAAAAUGGGGUAAUUUGUGCUCAUGUACCUUAUGGUGUGAAGAAUAAGUUAGAAUAAAACCUAAUCUUACAUAUAAAAGGGUGAAACUAUAUUUUCUUCCGCAUUAUAGUUUAAAAUGUCAGGAAAGCUACAUUUGGUAAUUAUUUUCUGUCUUGUUUCUUAAGGCUUAAAGUGUAAAUUAAAUUAAGGCAAAUGCUGAUUUUAUGGUAUUGU
This is a messenger RNA of Carassius gibelio (silver crucian carp), 1059 nucleotides long. RefSeq names its product cytosolic 5'-nucleotidase 1A-like. Gene Ontology annotation, cellular component: cytosol; cytoplasm. The transcript is spliced from 6 exons. The coding region runs from base 76 to 903 and encodes 275 amino acids. The record is from RefSeq and is a predicted model, not a curated record. NCBI's taxonomy places the organism in Eukaryota, Metazoa, Chordata, Actinopteri, Cypriniformes, Cyprinidae. Gene Ontology annotation, biological process: nucleotide metabolic process; adenosine metabolic process. Gene Ontology annotation, molecular function: nucleotide binding; magnesium ion binding; 5'-nucleotidase activity.